Molecule: messenger RNA, 6029 nt
Organism: Mercenaria mercenaria
Lineage: Eukaryota; Metazoa; Mollusca; Bivalvia; Venerida; Veneridae
Exons: 7
Coding region: 844-2442 (532 amino acids)
Biological process (GO): hemocyte migration
Source: RefSeq, a predicted model, not a curated record
ACAUAACUUCUACAUCUCAUUAGAAUUAAAAUAUAAAAGUAGCACUGUCAUGUUUGUACCCUAAUUGUAAAUAUCAGUAGUCACCUCCUAGAGGUACGACUUUACUUUGACAUUGACAUUAACAGAAUAUGCAUAUGCAUGUUUAAAUGUAGAGUUGUGUAAUACGUUUAUCUGCAAGCCUCGAUACUUUUCGUUCACCACGGAGAAAGUUAUUUUCUUGUUUAACUUGUCAUUCGCAAAGGAUAUACAGUUUUGAAAUAGUUUUGAAGGGAGCAUACAGAAUUACAGAUAAUGGAUUAGAUAGAAAGUUUUUGUGGUAGUUUACAUUAAUGCACUAUCUUUACGUUCAGACAUGCUGAAUAUUAAGAUGCUAUUUGAGUAAAUAGACAAAUAUUUAAAAAUAAGCUUUUUAAAAUUAGGUAAUGAGACAGUUACUUCACUUUUAAUACAAAAAUAUACCUAUGGUCUGCAAUCGUAUUUACAAUUGAAAACGAAACAGAAGGAAUUAUUCGUUCUGUUGUCAAUAUAGAUAAUUAUUUUUAUUUACAUUAAAUGGAAAUGUUAAAUUUUAAGACAUCAUGAAUUGCAGAAAAGCACUUUUGAACAAGUUUUCUUCAAUGACCCACCGUUGCGAGAAAUUUGACAAUAAUUUAUUGUGCGUUAAAGAUAUCACUUGCCCCGUUACUUCAUUACAUAUCUAGACAGUGACAUGGAUAUUCAGAACAAGCUAUGCAUUCGACGGUAAAAGAUGUGAAAAUUCUUCAGAGUUAAGAUACUUGGCAUUCAGAUCACAAACUAUGUGCCAUGCAAGUAGUAAAUAACGUAACCAAAUAUUAAAAAAAGAUGCACACCUCAAAUGCGAAAACAGGACGCAGUUUUCAACGUUUUGAAUGCAUUAAUGAAAUGAAAGAAACAGAAAUAGGACUGUUAAAGCAUAAACAACAAAGUGGUGAAUAUCUAAAACAUAACAUCCAAACUGUCUCAAAAAUAAUUAAAACGAAAUUAUGUUCCGUGUCUGAAGACGCUGUGGCCGGAGACAAGUAUUAUGUGGAUAUAAAGAAUGUGUCAUCAAAAAAAUCAGCCAGAAUGAAGUUAGAUGAUGAUAAAUUUAAACAAAAUAGUGAAUUUCUUGAAAGUAAUGAGGACAAUAAGGAAAACGAAGGGGCAAGUUGUGUCUGCGAGUGCCAUUGCAGACGGAAUUUUCAAAGACAUGGACUUACAAAGAAAUCUAAAUUGAAAUCCACACAGUAUAACAGAAGUUAUAGUGACGAUAAGUUACUUCAUCAUACACAACGAAACACCACACUUGGAGUAAUAAAAGUCAAAGAAUCAGAACAGACGUCGACGCUUUUUAAAACUCGCUUGAAAAGUGAAAAUUCUUCCGAGAGGUUGAGUGUUGGAUUCGGUGAAAGUCAUAAACGGUACAUUAACUUGGUGUGUCUACGAGUACGGAGUAGCAUGGCAAAAAUCUUAUGUCACUGUGUUAUAUUAUUAUUAUUGUGUUUAUGUGGAGUUGUUAUGGUGCAUCAAAAUAUCGGAAAGACGGACAACAAAUUGAUUCACAGCGAGCAUACUGAAGGGUAUAAAUACAAACAAGACAAUGUUAUCACUACGCCAGAAUCUUCAAUAAUAAGGGAUCUCCCGUUCAGAAGUGUUUCAAAAGACGAUUUCGAAAAACAUUUAGCUAAUUCAAAGAGUGCAGCUGAAAUGUUGAAAAUUUUCUUCAGUGAUCCCGAUUUAACUGAAGAACAGGUGAAUUCCAUUAUGUAUAUGAAGAAGCAUCAGAAGUAUUACGGGUCGAAAAGUAUGGGUACGAAUCGUAUGAUGAGGGAAGAGGAAUACGAUAGAAACUACAGAGAGAUUGCCUACCAGCAUUAUCUAGAAUUUGAGAGAAGUCCAUACGCAGACUGCAGUGUACCUAAACCGGAAAUAGUGCGUAUAGAAGACACAUAUUCGGAUUCCGUCCGCCAUUAUCUUCCUUCAUGUACAGUUGUCAACCGCUGCAGUAACUCCACUGCGUGUUGCCCACGUGGUUAUGUUUGUGGACCAAAAAGAGAUAAUGGAAUAGAGUUGAUAGACAAAUUUUUUAUGGUGCUUGAAAGGGUUCCUGGUACAGACGACCUUCGUCCAGCCAAAGAUUUAGUUGCUGCCAAAACAAUAAUAAAUCAUACGGCAUGUGAAUGCCAAAAAGUAGACGUUACUACAAAUUGCCGUAAGGAAUGUCCUUUACAGUUUACCAAAAGACGCCCCGGAGCAGAUUGUGAAUGUAUAUGUGCGUCUGGACAUAGAAAAUGCCAUAAAAUACACAAAGGUUUACUACCUUUAGAUGAGAAAGACUUAGAAUGUAUUAAAGAAGACAGGUGUAUAGUGCCAAAAUGUCAGGCUGGAACAUUCAGUAUCUCUACCGGAUUUUGCCCUCACUUUCGGCGACAUCGAGGCUGAGAAGGAUAGAUAUCAGUUUUAAUUAGGGAAGAAACCAAAAUCAGGAGACGAGGUGUCAUGUGAUAUUCUCAUAAACUUUGAUAUUAAUAUGUCUGACUAUUGUCCAGUUGUUACAUCAAGUUUUUAUUCAAUACAGUAACACCAGGAAGUCUAGUAUCGGUCUGAAUUGCUUUGUACUUUUUGUAGCGAAAUGAGUCUAUCAACUCGUAAAAGCCGCAGUAUCAUGAAAUUCCUUUCAGUCGUUACAGAAAGUACAGGGGGCCUCCGUGCCCGAUGGUUAAGGUUGCUGGCUUCAAAUCACUUACCCCUCACCGAUGUCGGUUCGAGCAUCACUUGGGGCGUUGAAUUCUUCAUGUGAGGAAGUCAUCCAACUGGCUUACGGAAGGUCGGUGGUUCUACCCAGGUGCUCGCCCAUGAUGAAAUAAUGCACAGAGGGAUACCUGUGGUCUUCCUUCACCAUCAAAGCUGUUAAGUCGCUAUAUAACAAUAAUUAUGUUGUGUUAACACCCCCCACUCCCGCCCCCACCACCACCAAAAAACAGAAAGUACAAAACAGAGGUAUCUGUCGACAUCAGACCGAUACUUUACUCGUCUUCCAACCAUACCUCGUGCUACCUGGUACAGCAGCAAUAGUCAAGUGAUACUUAAAUCGACAUUCAGUUACAGUCUCUUUAAACAACUUGUCAAUUUCUAUUUUCUGUUUUCUGCAAAUUUCUACGUACCGCGAAAAAAAAGUUGAAUAAAGUUUUUUUAUUCUUUGUGAAGAUGAUACACAUGUCUUCUCCUCCUCUGCUGCCCGAACAUGAUAAAUAUUUGAUACUUGUUAUACCUUGGUGCAUAGAGAAUUGUUACAAGUGCCUGAUACAUCUAACCUGAUUUUGAAGAAUUCUGUUGAUAAUUCUGGACAAUGCGACGGAAUUCGUGAUCUGACAGAUGUUCAUAAAGCCUACAAGGAGUAUCAAAAUGGCAAAUACUAAGGACACUUCAUAACAAUAUUUCAUGUAUAUCAAACAUGCGAGAGGUUAUUUUCUAACAUGUUGUAGACAAACGUUCAUAACUGUUUAAAGAGUAAGAAACAGUUCAAUGAUUCUCUGUCAGUUUCUUAAAAGGUUUAGCAACAUAUUCUGAAAUGAAGAAUAAUGAAGAAAAAGCAAUUGGACAUGAAACAGACAACAAAGUAUGGCUAUAUGUAGGCCAUUUUUAAGAAGCAGCCCAUGCGUUCUUCAGACUUUCAUGCAACCAUCAUUUCUCACGAAAGUAAUUCUAGAAAUGAUAGAAAGACUGAAUGUUUUUAUUUCAUAUCCUGAAUAUAUAUGUAUAUGUCACACAGGACAUCAAUACGAUUUUACUAUAGGCAUUACAUCAAUUACUUAGACAGGGAUAGUGGGUUUUACGUUUUCUCAAACUAACCACCGCGGGAAAACGCUUUUUAGCUCACCGCGGGAAAACGCUUUUUAGCUCUCCCGAGCACAAAGGUGAGCUAUUGUGAUCACUCACCGUUUGUCCGUCCGUCCACAUUUUUCUUCAAACGACAUCUCAUCUGAACCGUGUGGUUGAAGCUGAUGAAACUUGGCCAGGAUGUUCUUCCAAAUGUGUUCAAACCGUUCCGCCUGGUUGCACAACAGGGCCGCAUAAGCUAAAUAUAGGAAACAUCUUCAAACGACAUCUCCUCCUAAACCACCAGUCCGAUUAUGAAAUAAUUUCGCACCAAUUGUCCUUAUGUAACACUCUGCCCUCUUGUUCCGACAAAAAGACAUGGCCACCAGGGGCCGUAGUCACUUUUUCUUCUAUGGAGGGUUGAGCGCGAAACUGUUGUAUCUUAUUCUUUAUUUAUUUACAGUUACAACAGGUUCGCGCUCAGCCUGCGAUAUGUAUAUAAUGGAAACUUUAAAAUCGUCUUAUAUGAAACUGCUGGUCCGCUUUUAAAAUAAUUUCACACAAAUGGUACUUGUGUCUUUCUACCAAAAUUGUUCAUAUUAUUUUUAUUCAUAAAAAAACAUGGCCGCCAGAGAUCGUGGUCAUUUUUCCCUAUAUGUAUAUACUGGAAACUUUAAAAAUCUUCUUGUAUGAAACUACUUACCUGAUUUUAAAAUAAUUUCACACAAAUGGUCCUUGUUUCAACCUCUACCAAAAUUAUUCAAAUUACUUUGAUUCGCAAAAAAAAAAAACAUGGCCGCAAGGGGUGUGGUCACAUUUCUCCUAACUUUAAAAAUCUUGUAAGAAACAGCAGAUCCAAUUUUCAAACAAUUUUACAUAAAUGUUCCUAUCGUGACCAUGCAUGAAUACUGUUCAAAUUACUCUGAUUCGUCCAAAAAAAAAAAAAAACAUGACCGUCAAGGGGUGUGGUCACUUUUCCAUUUAUUCAUAAAGUGGAAACAUUAAAAAUCUCAUUGUCAGAAAUUGCCGGCCCGGUUUUGAAACAAGUUUACACAAGUGUUUCUUGGAUGACCCUUUACGUACAAAUUGUACAAAUUAUUAUGUUUCGUAAAAAAAAACAUGGCCGCCAGGGUGUGUGGUAACUUUAGCCUGUAUGUAUGUAGCAGAAACUUUAAAAAUCUUCUUCUUUGAUAUUGUCUCUUAUCAUCAUUCCCCCAACCUCUUAGAAACUUUUUACAAUAGCCUUGUCGGAAAACAGUGACACUAUUAUAAAAUAAUUCAGAGACAUUUUCCUUGAAUAACUAUCUACCAAAACUGUAAAAGUAAGCGGUGCAACUCGGGUGAGCUAACUAGGAACAUCAUGGCCCUCCUAUUUUCUCUUAAAAAGAUAUAGAAAUGCAUAUCCAGUUUUUUGUUUGUUUGAUUAGUUUAAACAGUAUUUAUUUUGCUCCUAAGGUCAGUAGUGCACAUUUUUUAUCAUUCUGAUGUACAAAGAAGUAUUUACAGAAGGUUCUGAAAAGAAGUCUUCGCCGAAAACUUCUAACAUUUCAUUAAUUUAUUGUUUGAUUAAAUGUGUAUUAUGUAUUUUAACUGAUUUUUUGUCUGGCACUCAGCGUGGAAGGUUAGCGGGUUUGUGCAAUAUCAGAAUUUGCAAACCGAAUUUGUCAUACAAUACUCUGAGCGAGAGACACACUGGUAUUGUGCGGAUCAAAUUAGCUCUUGGUUUUGUAUGGAUCAGACUUGUUUUAGGCUUAUUAUUGACCAUCACCUAUGUGAUCUAAAGAAUAUUAUUUGAGAUGCUUCUAAUAUACGACUAUGUGAUAGUUUCAAUUCCAAAAUGGAAAAAAUGAUUAGUUCCCAUUUAAAAUUUCAUUGAAUGAGCAGUAUAAAAUUAUUGGUGGUCAAAAUACAUUUGCAGACGUAAAAACGUACUUUAUUUCCAUUUUAAUUGUAUAAUUAUCACAUCUAAAUAAAUUCCAAAAACAGUGAAUCAGGAAAUGCCCUUAGAGCAAAGAUCCUUAGAACAAGGGAGAUAACUCCUAAACUUUAAGAAAUCAUUUAAGGAGGCAUAUACAGGCGAGGCAUAUACACGCAAUUAUUUAAGAGCUCAGUCUUCUAGCAGACAAUUUUUUUCGAUUCAGAAGUUGCCCUUAAUCAAAGUUGAUUCCAUAAAAAUGGUUUCAGUGUGUUUUUUUUUUCUUUGAAAUAUU